This is a messenger RNA of Megalops cyprinoides (Indo-Pacific tarpon), 2184 nucleotides long. RefSeq names its product carbonic anhydrase VI (gene ca6). The coding region runs from base 425 to 2023 and encodes 532 amino acids. Lineage: Eukaryota; Metazoa; Chordata; Actinopteri; Elopiformes; Megalopidae. The record is from RefSeq and is a predicted model, not a curated record. Gene Ontology annotation, molecular function: carbonate dehydratase activity; zinc ion binding. The transcript has 10 exons.
UCGGAAGUCACACCAGUUGCAUGGGUGUGUAGCGUGAAAAGAGAAAGCAGUAGAACACAAAAGCACUAUCUUCAGUGUAGCUGUGUAGAUUUGACAGCUUUCUCUCUGAGGUUUUUGAAGGAACGCUGAUGACACCAGCAGUUGCUUCAUGCGACACAUCCGUUGAGAUUUCGCGAGCUGCCUUAUGAAAAAAAAAAGAGGGACCUCUCCUCUCUGUGUGGGAACCAGUUGCUGAAAUACCAGGAAAUCGAUAUCAGGGUGGUUUUGGUGUAAAAAAAAGCACCGAGCAGCAGCGGACUGACUAGCCCAAGGGCCUGUGGAGUGGGAGUGUACAGAGCUGUGUUCCAUCACACCGCGGAGGAAGCAGCGCCCCUUUAAACGCCCGAAGCUCGGCUCGCUCCCGCUGAGAACACCGUCUGCAGCAAUGGAGUACCUCUGCCUUCUGCUCAUACACGCUCUCCUGGUGGGCUUCACCUUCGCAGGUGACAAAGGAAUUCACUGGACUUACCAAGAGGGGGCCCUAGACCAGAUGCACUGGGCGGACACAUACCCAGAGUGCGGCGGGCGGAGACAGUCCCCUAUCGACAUCCAACGGAGAAACGUGCGCCACAACCCCGACAUGCCAAUGCUGGAGCUCACUGGCUACGACAAUAUGAGAGGAAACUUCCUCAUGACCAACAACGGACACUCGGUCCAGAUCGACCUGCCACCGAGCAUGGUGAUCACCGCGGGACUCCCUGGACGUUACACGGCCGUCCAGAUGCACCUGCACUGGGGUGGAUGGGACCUUGAGGCUAGCGGGGCUGAACACACCCUGGACGGCAUCCGCUACAUGGCCGAGCUGCAUGUCGUCCAUUACAACUCUGACAAGUACAAGAGCUUCACCGAGGCCAGGGAUAAGCCGGACGGCCUGGCGGUGCUGGCGUUUUUCUAUGAGGACGGGCAUUUUGAGAACACCUACUACAGUGAUUUCAUCUCCAACCUGGCCAAGGUGAAGUACGCAGGGCAGUCCAUGAACAUCUCCUCGGUGAACGUGCGCUCCAUGCUGCCGGAGAACCUGAACCAUUUCUUCAGGUACCAGGGGUCGCUGACCACGCCACCCUGCUUUGAAAGCAUCUUGUGGACUGUGUUCGACACACCCAUCACGCUGUCCCACAACCAGAUUAGGAAGCUAGAGAGCACCCUAAUGGACCACGAGAAUAAAACCCUGUGGAAUGACUACCGCAUGGCGCAACCACUCAACGACCGCGUGGUGGAGUCCUCUUUCCUGCCCCGGCUAAGCCAAGGCACGUUUUGCCGGCAAGAGGAAAUCGAGUCAAGGUUACUGAAGAUAGAGGACAUGAUCACAAACAUCGGAAAGCGCAUUCCCUCAAGUUCUGCUGAUGAGUCACUAUCGCCCCCGGAUGGGCCGCGAACCUUCAGCCCGCUGGUGCUGCACCUCCCUGAGGGGAGGCCUGAGAGCUAUGUGGGGGUGGCCCCCGUCCGCGAUAUGGGCCUCCAGGCCUUCACAGUGUGUGCACACCUGCGGGCGCUCCCGGGCGGCGUGCACACCAUCCUGUCCUACUCCAGCGCCGCUAACGACAACGAGCUCACCCUGACCACAGGCUACGAGGUGGGCCUGUGGGUCGGCAACGAGUUUGUCAACUUCGCCCACAGCUUCCACACGCAGGACUGGGGCUCCUACUGCGUGACCUGGGCGUCCGCGAGCGGCCGGGCGGCGCUAUGGGCGAACGGCGAGCCACAGGGCCAGCAGGACCUGCAGCGGGGCUACGAGCUGCACCGCGGGGGCGCCCUCAUCCUGGGGAAGGACCAGGACGGCCUGCUGGGCAUCUCCGAGGUGGACGGCUUCGUGGGCUACCUGACGGACGUCAACGUGUGGGACCGCGUGCUCAGCGAGGCCGAGGUGCAGCAGCAGGCGGCCUGUGGGAACGCCGGCCCCAAGGGCAAUGUCCUCUCCUGGGGGAUCGGCCAGCUCAGCCUGUACGGCGGGGUGGAGCUUGCCAACAAUUACAGGUGUCCCUGAGCUGGGGGGCCAUGCCUCCCUCCCACACCCUCAGUUUCUCAAACUUGGCGCCACUGUGUUAGGAGGAUUGUGGAAGUCCAAGGGAAAAAAAUCGUAUUCUGAAUAGAACAAAAUGACUGAUUUGGUUUGGAAUUUUUGAUAAGGAGCAGAGAAAUAUUUUU